Messenger RNA from Triticum urartu, 1354 nucleotides. Its product is annotated as putative cyclin-F2-1. Lineage: Eukaryota; Viridiplantae; Streptophyta; Magnoliopsida; Poales; Poaceae. The record is from RefSeq and is a predicted model, not a curated record.
AACUAUAUAUACAUACUACAUACACAUAGCGCAUAGCGUUACAGACGCCAGCCCCCUCCCCCCUCCCACACCACCAACGCCGUACCUAGCGCACAAUCAACAAUCCAUCUUCCGUCCCUACUCCCGGCGAUCGAGAUGAUGCAGUACGCCAUGGAUCCCUACGCGGGCGCCUUUGCUCGACCUCCGCCAACCGGCUUCUUAGGCGUCGGAUCCUGCGCUCGGGCCGCCAACAGGCCUGCUCGUCGACCACCGCCUCCAAGCUUCUUCGGCAUCGGAUCUUGCUUCCGCCCGGCUGCCGACGUGCCAGCUCGUCGACCUCCGCCUCCCGGUUUCUUCGGUGCACGCCGUCCCAGGGUGCUCCCGCCAGCGCCGUGCGAGGUACCCAUGCCACCAAAGUUCUCAAAGCCCACGGCGCCGGCACCAGCGCCGGUUUCCUGCGUCGCCGCCGCCUCCACAAAGCUUCAGCGGCUGUGCCCUGACUACGCAGACGACAUCGACCACAACCUCCGGUUGACAGAGAAGAACGCCGAUGAGCGGCCGCUACCGGACUACCUGACGAAGGUGCAGCAGGAUCGGGUGACCGAGUCAGCGCGCGCCUCCCUCGUCGGAUGGAUGGACAAGUUCGCCCGAGACCAUGAUCUCGCCGACGGCACGCUCCACCACGCCGUCGCCUACGUCGACCGGGUCCUGUCGGUGCGAGCCUUGACGACUGACAGUGGCUACGAGCUACGACUCCUGGGUGCCGCGGCCGUCUUUGUCGCCGCCAAAUACGAGGACCGGAAAGCCGUGUGGAAGCUGAAGGCCGACCAGAUCGCCAGGUACGGCGAGUUCGCCGCGGGCAAGGAGGUGCUCGACAUGGAGCGCGAGAUGGUGGAGGCGCUCGGGUACCAACUCGGCGGCCCCACGGCGCACACCUUCCUGGGCCACUUCAUGAGGUACGCCGAGGGGGAGGACAAGACCAGGAUCCUGCCAUUGGCGACUCGCCUCGUUGAUCACUCUCUGCUCAACUACACGUGCCUCCGCAUCUUGCCGUCCGUCGUGGCGGCGUCCGCGAUCUUCCUCGCGAGGCGGACCCUGAAUCCGCCCGACGUCCUCGCGUGGAACACGGAGCUGACGGAGCUGACGGGUUACAACUGCUCGGACAUGACAGCCUGCGUGCUUAAUAUGUUCUUCUUCUCGCGCUCGCUCAUCUGUAGCCCUCCUUCUUGAUCAUCGAGGAGACUCACCAAGACAGAGCAGUUUUGUUACAUAUAUCAAUUGUAUAAUAAUCUUGUGGAAGUUCGUUGUAAUGUUCAUGUAUACCUGUCUGAAAUUAAUAUGCAUGUAUCGUCUGUGUUUGGCAUGCAUGCGUGAA